Messenger RNA from Tigriopus californicus, 4154 nucleotides. RefSeq names its product protein toll-like. Gene Ontology annotation, molecular function: protein binding; transmembrane signaling receptor activity. Lineage: Eukaryota; Metazoa; Arthropoda; Copepoda; Harpacticoida; Harpacticidae. Gene Ontology annotation, biological process: toll-like receptor signaling pathway; immune response. The transcript has 2 exons. Gene Ontology annotation, cellular component: membrane. The record is from RefSeq and is a predicted model, not a curated record. The coding region runs from base 814 to 3978 and encodes 1054 amino acids.
GAAGAACCCAGAAAACGCGGAACACACUGGCCUGGCCUUGUCUGUGCAGUGUUUAUCCUCAAUUCCUUGUCACUGGAAAGUCUGCCACCAAUCCGUCUCAGAAGGCCCCCCCCCAAGUCGAAGUGAAGGUAGAUCUUGAUGCCCAACGGCGCCCAACCGAGGUUGAAGAUCCACAUCCUGAACCGGGAAGAGAACAAUCAUCACGAUCACGAUCGCUCUUUGGUAAAGCCUGGCAAGGCUGGCAAGGGCUUGGAGAAAGAUCUACUGCUACACUGGUCCUUCUUCUCUCAAUUUGUUGAGAGCCCAAUCUGCACAACUGGCCUUCCUCUCUCUCUCUCACUCCUUGAUUUUCUCAACCUUUUGGUCCAUGCCUGUGGGCUCUGCAAAGUCGGCGAGACUUGGGAUAAAUUGAUAACUACAGGAGAACGACGACGACGACGACGGCGUCGAGGAGCAAGUGAUUUGGGAAGCUUCUGCUUGGCACGGCCUCAAUCUUACGAGAAAAAGAGCAAAGGCCAGUUUAAGCUGAGAGAGGCCUCAAUCCGAAUAUGGAGAUGAAUCUCCGACAAUGGCGCUCUACUCUGAAGUUUCAAGACCAGGAAGGAAUGGACUUGUCGCUGUGAUCAAAAGGAGGUUUGCUCCCGUAUUAGGAUUGACCUCGAACAAUCUUUAGUGUGGCCCUAACUUCGUGAUCUUCAUAUCGAGUACCUCGACGAAACUGCCUUUCAUUCUCCAAAGACGGCUCCCCAAAUCCUCACUGUGAUGAAUCGUUUCUUGGGAUAGUGCUAGCGCCUUCUCUAUUGUGCCUUACAAAUGCAAUUUUGUCAGACGAUGGCUCCGAAUCGCUCCACAGCCAUUUUGUGCCUUUUCUUUCUGCUUCAAUUAAGUAUUCUUCAAGCCCGGUCCAAUGACCCCAGUUGUCCCAUUGUGCAUCCCGAUUGUGACUGUGAGAAAAGCAACGGAGGCCAUGACAUCUGGUGCCCGGAUCGCCGUGAGCAUGACUUUCAGAUUCACAUCAAGGUUCGACAGGCAUGGAUUCGCUGCAACCCUAACAAGAAUCUCAACGAAGACGACCUCAUGUUAACCAUGCGGUCGAUCCAACUCCAAGUAACUGAUUCUCUGGCAAUUGAGACCUGUCCCAUCUUGUCUGUGCCAUAUUCGAAUCUAGUCAAAACCCUGAACAUCACCAAUCUAAAAGAACUUCGCAUUUUUCACACAAAUACCAGAAAUCAACCCCUUCAAGGAGGGCUCUUUAGAGAUCUCCCGAGUUUAACAGCUCUAAAACUUCAAAACUUGUUCACAAUAGAAUAUGAUCCGAACACCUUUGAAGGCCUAGAGAGCUUGAAAACUUUGAGCCUGAGCGGUCGGGACACUCGCAGCAUCCCGCAAACACUGUUCGAGCCUCUCAUCAAUCUGGAGUACUUGGAUCUUUUUGAGUCGGGUUUGAAAGAGGUGCCCGAGGGUUUAUUUGCGAACACCACCAAGUUGAAGUACUUCAGCUUGUCAGGUAGAGGAAUUCAAAGAUUCCCGCCCAAGUUAUUUGAACCUUGCGAAUUGCUCGUAAGUUUGAGUCUGAAGUCAAUUUCCCUUCCCGAAGGAGGCAUUCCCACCGGACUGUUUGACAACAACGCCAAGCUACGAAAUGUGACUGUGUACGGAAGUGGCUUUGAACAUGCGCCUGACCGUCUUUUCGAGAACACGUCUCUAGAAGUGUUUGAGUGGUCAUUGCUCCGAUGUCUAUCCAGUUGCAACAUCAGUUUGGGAGAUUUUGUGAAAAACGUUAGGACACUGAAAGAAUUCUCUAUCCAGCGUGGGUUUGGUACCAACUUGACCAUUUCUGAAACAUUUUUCGCUAAUUGCACUAAACUGCGCCGGGUCGAAUUUGUCAAUGUUGGGCUUCACGUGGUUCCCAAUCAUCUUUUCCGCGAUAAUUAUGAUUUGGAACAUCUCGACCUGACCGCCAAUGCAUUGAAGGACUUGCCUGAUAUGUUUUUACACUCUCAGACUGAUUUGAAGUACUUGGAUUUAAGCGGCAACAAUCUCGUCAACAUAAGUAGGGGUGUUUUCUCCAGCCUUCGGGAUAUUCGCGAGCUCAAUUUGGGUGGAAAUCAGAUUGCUCAUAUCGACUCACAAGCUUUCUUUGCCAUGUCAAAACUCGAGACGUUGAACUUGACCGGUAACCAAAUAGCCUUCACAGAUGAAACCAUUCCAGAGUGGACUAGUCUGACGAAGCUGAAAUAUGUGGAUCUGUCGCACAACAAGCUCACAUUUUCCAGUAUCCCUGACGAAUGGCGUCUUCAGAUGACGAGCCUCAAGUUUCUGAAUCUUUCUUAUAAUGCCAUAGGUUCGGUGGUGGAUGCGUCUAGUCUUAACUUUCUAUCCAAUUCUGUGCAAAUGGACUUGAGAAGGAAUAACAUCAGUGGGUUGGAUUUUCGUCACGCCUUAAACUUGCCAAUUCAAAUGCAGAGGCGGGAUACUGAACAACAUCGAAUUAACUUGAACAAAAACCCGAUUAAAUGUGACUGUCAUGCUCUCGACUUGGCCAAGUUUGUCCGACACGAAUUGAGCAACAAAGACGUACAAUCUUGGUACGAGAUCCAGGCCAAUGAUGUCCAAUGCUCCUCUCCACCAGAGAACACUAACGAGGCUUUCGAUGCAUUGCCGUAUGAGCAAUUCUAUUGCGAAUUUCCUUCCUCCGAAUUCGACGAGAUCAUCGAUUGUCCGGAACAUUGCCAAUGUUACUAUUCCCCAUACAAUCAGAUGAGUUACGUGAAUUGCAAAGACAAACAACUGGAGCACAUACCUCGAAACAUUCCCGCCUUGCCCAACAUGAGCGUUUCUUUGAACCUAGGGGGCAACAAUUUGACAACAUUAACCCCCCUAGACGAGACUUUUCAAACAGGAAGCAUCUCUAUAUUAGAUUUAUCAAACAACAGCCUGAAGACAUUAGCUGCGCAAGAUCUCCCACCAGGAUUGCUCCAAUUGUCUAUCAGCAACAAUUUCAUCCAAACCUUUGACGUUGACACCUUAACAUUGUUUAAAACCUUGAUCAAGAUCGAGUUGGGCAACAACCAGUUCGAGUGCUCAUGCGAUUCGAAAUUGUUGAUCCAAUUUUCAAGGCGAUAUCAGAAUCUCGUUAAUGAUAUUGAGAACGUUACCAUCGUGUGCGACGGGGUUCCAAGACCCAUUUUGGAUAUUCAAAUUCACGAGUUGUGUUACGAUUUUAAAAGUGAUAUUGUAAACAUCGCGCUUCCAAUCGUUAUAAUCGUCCUAAUUGCCUCCAUUCUGGCCUUAAUUUGCAUUGUCAAACAAGACAUAAUUAUCAUUUGGAUUUACUCCCAACCUCGGCUGCGAGUUUUCUUCUCCGAAGAUCUCAUGGACCGAGAUCGUCCCUAUGACGCUUUCAUCAGUUACUCGAAUGAGGACAAGGAAUAUGUGGAGGGAAAUCUGGUUCCCCAGCUUGAAUCGAACUCCGAUAUUCGAUACAAAUGCUGCAUCCACUGUCGUGAUUUCAACAUCGGUCUGAACAUUUCCGAGCAAAUCAAGGAGGCGGUUGACAACUCCCGGAGGACUAUUAUCGUCUUGUCUAAGCAUUUUGUGAAAAGUUCGUGGUGCGAAGAGGAAUUCAACAUGGCUCAUAAGAGGAAAAAAGUUAUUUUGGUCGUGUAUGGCGACCUCCCAGAUAAGGACGACAUGGGAGUUCUGCUUCAGAACUACUUAAAGUCUUACACAUAUCUGAAGCACGAUGAUCCCUGGUUUUGGGAAAAACUCAAGUUCCGACUUCCACAUCGCGGUUCCCCAAGGAAUCCUUUUAGUCGAAAGCGAAGAACUGUGGACCAAGUGCAAUUGAUAGAAAGCAACUUAAAUGGGCAAAGAAACCAGGCCUUCGAGGGAUCGAAUGGUACGAUCUUUGUGACUCAAACAACUCCGAACUCAACUAAUACGAAUGGAAAAUCACUCCAACCGGUGUCUGCGUGAUGGUCUCGUGAAAAAGACCGCAUCACGGAAUUUGUGGUAUUAUCAUUUGAUUCAUUUGAAACAAUGCAUUUCAAUAAACCCUUGUCUGACAAAUAAGCGAAACAUAAAACAAUCAAAAGCACGAGAAUCUCUCUAUUCUAAGCACAGAUGAUGGUCAUCAUUGAUUUACUUUCAGA